Messenger RNA from Tachysurus vachellii, 4848 nucleotides. It is a transcript of the gene slc11a2, whose product is annotated as solute carrier family 11 member 2. Bases 214 to 1875 code for a protein of 553 amino acids. The record is from RefSeq and is a predicted model, not a curated record. Gene Ontology annotation, cellular component: plasma membrane. The transcript has 17 exons. Gene Ontology annotation, biological process: metal ion transport. Gene Ontology annotation, molecular function: manganese ion transmembrane transporter activity; iron ion transmembrane transporter activity; cadmium ion transmembrane transporter activity. Lineage: Eukaryota; Metazoa; Chordata; Actinopteri; Siluriformes; Bagridae.
GCGCUCUGUCUGUGUUCAGUGUGAUGGCAGUAGAACACUGUCACCUUCCGUGUGUGUGAGAGUGUGUGUGUGUGUGAGUGUGUGUGAGAGUGUGUGUGUGUGUGAGAGAGAGAGAGAGAGAGACACGAGUGGCAUUAAAAGUUACAUGGACAAAUCAUCACUGCUGCUGUUCACCUAGUAAAUAAGACUUGUGUUUGUCACACAAACUCCACCAUGAAUCGGAAUAGAGACUCUGACUCUGUGGAAGAGUUAUCUCCUGAUCAAAACGGUGGGAUUCAGACCAUCUACAGCUCCAUCAGUCCAUCUGAGGACCAACCCAACACCUCCACCUACUUUGACCAGAGAGUUCCUGUACCUGAUGAUGUCACACAGGUUUUUAGUUUGCGGAAGCUUUGGGCCUUCACAGGACCAGGUUUCCUGAUGAGCAUCGCUUAUUUAGACCCUGGGAACAUUGAGUCAGACCUUCAGUCAGGAGCUGUAGCAGGGUUUAAGCUCCUGUGGAUUCUCCUCGGUGCCACUAUCAUUGGUCUUCUACUGCAGCGUCUGGCUGCUCGACUCGGCGUCGUUACAGGGAUGCAUUUAGCUGAAGUCUGUCAUCGCCAAUAUCCUACUAUUCCUCGGAUCAUUCUGUGGUUGAUGGUUGAGCUGGCCAUCAUUGGCUCUGACAUGCAGGAGGUGAUUGGCUGUGCCAUCGCAUUCAACCUGCUGUCUAUGGGCCGGAUCCCUCUGUGGGCCGGAGUGCUCAUCACCAUCAUCGAUACAUUCGUUUUCCUGUUUCUGGAUAAAUACGGUUUGCGUAAACUAGAAGCUUUUUUUGGUUUCCUCAUCACCAUCAUGGCAGUGACCUUCGGCUAUGAGUAUGUGCGAGUGGCCCCGGAUCAGGGUGAGCUGUUAAAGGGGAUGUUUGUUCCGUACUGUCAGGGCUGCGGUGCUGCACAGUUAGAGCAGGCAGUUGGGAUCGUUGGAGCUGUUAUAAUGCCUCAUAACAUCUACCUGCACUCUGCCCUUGUUAAGUCACGAGAUGUGAAUAGAGCAAACAAGAGGGAGGUGAAAGAGGCAAAUAAAUAUUUCUUUAUCGAGUCCUGCAUCGCACUCUUCGUCUCCUUCCUCAUCAAUGUGUUUGUGGUGGCUGUAUUCGCUGAGUCCUUCUACAAUAAAACCAACAUGGAAGUGAAUGAGCAGUGUAAUCAGACUGGAAGUGUACACACUGACCUGUUCCCGCUCAACAAUAACACGCUGCAAGUCGACAUCUACAAAGGGGGUGUGGUUCUGGGCUGUUUCUUUGGGCCUGCAGCUUUGUAUAUCUGGGCGGUGGGGAUUCUGGCAGCAGGUCAGAGCUCCACCAUGACAGGGACUUACUCUGGUCAGUUUGUCAUGGAGGGUUUCCUGAACCUGCGCUGGUCUCGGUUUGCACGUGUGUUGUUAACACGCUCCAUUGCAAUCUUCCCCACGCUGCUUGUGGCCAUUUUCCAGGAUGUUACACAUUUAACUGGCAUGAAUGAUUUCCUCAACGUACUGCAGAGCAUGCAGCUCCCGUUUGCGCUGAUCCCAAUACUGACCUUCACCAGCCUCACAUCCAUCAUGAACGACUUUGCUAAUGGCCUGUUCUGGAAGAUCACAGGUGGUCUCACCAUCCUGAUGGUGUGUGCAAUUAAUCUGUACUUUGUGGUCGUGUAUGUGACUGCUCUUCACAGUGUGCUGCUCUACGUCCUCGCUGCUCUGGUGUCCAUCGCUUACCUCUGCUUUAUUGCUUAUCUAGCCUGGCACUGUCUGAUCGCUCUGGGCGUGUCCUGUCUGGACGUUUGUGGCAGGGUUGUGCAGAGCCACAUGGACUUAAACCUGAUGAACAACCUUGAAACAGACCUGGAGCGAUAACACACACACACACACACACACCUGGGUUAUUCUGUUAUUAUUAUUGUUAUUAAUAUUAUUUUAUUAUAAUUUUUUAAUUAUAGUUUUAAUUAAAGUAGACAAUGAGCCAAACACUGGACUGUCACAGUGUGCACUACUUAGUGAUGUUUUGUACUCUACACCAAGCCGUUUAUUUUAAAUGCUUCUUAAUUUCUCAUGUUUCUGAAUAUUGUGUUACUGUCUAUUAGACAAUUUGCAUACAGCCAAUAGGAGAGUAGGGGCGUGUCUGUGUGUGCAAAACCAGAAACAUUUUAUUCUAAUAAGCGACUGAAGCACCUCCCACUGCUGUACACUGAGCCACGCCCCCAGUCCUGAGCUGAACACUGACAGAUUAACUCUAAAUUUAGACAUUUUAUUUACCAGCUUACAGAAAUGUAUUAAAGAAACAGUUUUAAACUUUAGUGCGUAAAGGACCAAAAUAGUAGAGUUAAAAUUACAAACUUAUAAAUAUAACUAACUAAAACUAGCACUUCUGACUGAGCUGUUAGAGAGUCCACACUCUAAUAUUUAACUCCUGAUUGUUUCCAUCUAAAAGUCCAGUGUUUCAUCUCACACCACAGAAAAGGUUACAAAUGAUGAUGAUGUAAUGAUGUGUUUUAUCCACUUACAUUUAAUAUUGAGUAAUGAUGAUGAAAUAAGUUGGCUUGUGUUCUCUAAACACUCGUCCCCUCAGCGGUCUCUCUUUAUUCUCUCAGCUCUAAACACUCGUCCCCUCAGCGGUCUCUCUUUAUUCUCUCAGCUCUAAACACUCGUCCCCUCAGCGGUCUCUCUCUACUCUCUCAGCUCUAAACACUCGUCCCCUCAGCGGUCUCUCUUUAUUCUCUCAGCUCUAAACACUCGUCCCCUCAGCGGUCUCUCUUUAUUCUCUCAGCUCUAAACACUCGUCCCCUCAGCGGUCUCUCUUUAUUCUCUCAGCUCUAAACACUCGUCCCCUCAGCGGUCUCUCUUUAUUCUCUCAGCUCUAAACACUCGUCCCCUCAGCGGUCUCUCUUUAUUCUCUCAGCUCUAAACACUCGUCCCCUCAGCGGUCUCUCUUUAUUCUCUCAGCUCUAAACACUCGUCCCCUCAGCGGUCUCUCUUUAUUCUCUCAGCUCUAAACACUCGUCCCCUCAGCGGUCUCUCUUUAUUCUCUCAGCUCUAAACACUCGUCCCCUCAGCGGUCUCUCUUUAUUCUCUCAGCUCUAAACACUCGUCCCCUCAGCGGUCUCUCUUUAUUCUCUCAGCUCUAAACACUCGUCCCCUCAGCGGUCUCUCUUUAUUCUCUCAGCUCUAAACACUCGUCCCCUCAGCGGUCUCUCUUUAUUCUCUCAGCUCUAAACACUCGUCCCCUCAGCGGUCUCUCUUUAUUCUCUCAGCUCUAAACACUCGUCCCCUCAGCGGUCUCUCUUUAUUCUCUCAGCUCUAAACACUCGUCCCCUCAGCGGUCUCUCUUUAUUCUCUCAGCUCUAAACACUCGUCCCCUCAGCGGUCUCUCUUUAUUCUCUCAGCUCUAAACACUCGUCCCCUCAGCGGUCUCUCUUUAUUCUCUCAGCUCUAAACACUCGUCCCCUCAGCGGUCUCUCUUUAUUCUCUCAGCUCUAAACACUCGUCCCCUCAGCGGUCUCUCUUUAUUCUCUCAGCUCUAAACACUCGUCCCCUCAGCGGUCUCUCUUUAUUCUCUCAGCUCUAAACACUCGUCCCCUCAGCGGUCUCUCUUUAUUCUCUCAGCUCUAAACACUCGUCCCCUCAGCGGUCUCUCUUUAUUCUCUCAGCUCUAAACACUCGUCCCCUCAGCGGUCUCUCUUUAUUCUCUCAGCUCUAAACACUCGUCCCCUCAGCGGUCUCUCUUUAUUCUCUCAGCUCUAAACACUCGUCCCCUCAGCGGUCUCUCUUUAUUCUCUCAGCUCUAAACACUCGUCCCCUCAGCGGUCUCUCUUUAUUCUCUCAGCUCUAAACACUCGUCCCCUCAGCGGUCUCUCUUUAUUCUCUCAGCUCUAAACACUCGUCCCCUCAGCGGUCUCUCUUUAUUCUCUCAGCUCUAAACACUCGUCCCCUCAGCAGUCUCUCUUUAUUCUCUCAGCUCUAAACACUCGUCCCCUCAGCGGUCUCUCUUUAUUCUCUCAGCUUUAAACUCUCACCCCCUUUUUGGACAAACGGACAGUUGGUUAAAGUAACAGUAAAUACCUCACAUUGCAGGUGUGUCUGCUGUAAUCACUGCCAUCAGCACAGUUAUUAGUUCAUUAUAAUAAUAAUUAUACAGAUGAUUCACUAUAAUCUGAUUUAUUAUCAUUUUUUUGUAUUACAUCUUACAUUCCGAGCCUGUGAGAGUCUGAUGUUUGAAUGUUCAGAGGAUUUCUGUCAUAAAUUAUAUUUAAUAUUUAUCUUUAUAUGUAAUAAGUAAUAUUUAAAUAGAUUUAUAUAUGUAUUUAUGUAUAGAUUUAUAUAAAUUAUUUGCUGGAUGGGAAACUGUUCCCUGGGCUUCGCCCCUGAUGAUGUUUACCACCUGACAGUGUGAUUAACCUUUCUGUGUCUCGUUAGUGUUUAUGCUGUAAGACACGAGAAAGCUCUUAAUGAGUCUCUGUCAAUUAGUACCACAUUAAUAAGCAAAUCCUGUGAGGGUGGGAACUGUUGUUAUGGGCGUGGCUUCGUCAGAUCAAAGCAGGGGGAACAACAACAAAGUUUGUAACUAAAGCUGUGUGUGUUGGUCGUCAUGGUGAUGAGAUGUUCAGUCUGGUGACUGUGUUAAUAAUAUUUAGUGUUUAUACUUCUCUUAGUUUUUAGGACAUUUUUAUGACACAAUAUUCAAAUGAGCUGCUCAGAUACUAUGAGAGCAAUUUAUAGUUAAACAGAUUAUUUAUCUUUGAUGUUUAAUUUGUUUAAAUUUCUCCAGCAGAAAAGAAUCGUUCUUAAUGUGUGUGAAUUUAUACACAGUAAAAAUAAACUCCUUUGAUUUUA